ACUUGGCUGUAUAUAUUGACAAUCUCUAGCUCUAAGCUUAGGUAUACACGCCCCUCUAAUAUUUCUAUAGGGACAUCCGGUCAAAUAAGCUCCCAUGGCGAGACUAGAGGCCGGAAAGAGCAGCGGUGGUGCACCGGGAGGUGAGGUAAAUGAAAUCAAGGGAUGCAACCUGCAGAAGGAUGAAGGCCAGGGACAACUUAUCAAAUUGGUUGUUGAAGAGGCUUUGGAUAAGCUGAAGAUAAAGCAUGAACCUGUGACUGAACAUUUAGUUGGACUCACUGCUCAGGUAGAAGAAGUCAUGAAAUUACUAGACAGUGAUUCUGGUAAUGUAUGGCUCAUCGGAAUUCAUGGAAUGAGUGGAAUAGGAAAAACAACCGCAGCCAAGGUCGUCUUCAAACAACUAUGUUCCCACUUUGGAAAGCGAUGUAGCCUUCUUGAAGACACUCAAGAAGAGUGACGAAAGAGGGCUUAAUCAAAUUGCAAGAUAUAUUGUUGUUUGGAUAUAGUCAAUUCGAGAGCAAUACAAAGCACUCUCGAAUACAUGCAUCUAUUAGGAUAUCCUUGAUAGCGAUAAUAGGUAACAAUAAAUUAUGGAUGCAUGAUCAACUUAGAGAUCUUGGAAGGGAAAUUGUUGCA
Messenger RNA from Rhodamnia argentea, 636 nucleotides. Its product is annotated as disease resistance protein L6-like. The record is from RefSeq and is a predicted model, not a curated record. Gene Ontology annotation, molecular function: ADP binding. Bases 95 to 457 code for a protein of 120 amino acids. Gene Ontology annotation, biological process: defense response. The transcript is spliced from 3 exons. Lineage: Eukaryota; Viridiplantae; Streptophyta; Magnoliopsida; Myrtales; Myrtaceae.